CAUCAUGGUGUCACGCCGCAAGAUUCUUUCACGUUCUAGAGAUGAUCUGAAUUUGGAUCAGACUUUUAGUCCACAGGAAGAGGAGGAGGAUGUGUGGUAUCAAAAGGAGAAACUCUAUAAGGAGCACAUACAAGAAGUUUUGGACAAAUGGACACAAAUAGAUGAUGAGAUUUGGGCCAAAGUGAUUGUUUUCGAACGCAAUCGACGCGUAGCGAAAGCAUAUGCACGUGCGCCAGUGCUCACCAUAAAUGGCUCAGAUGAUGGCUUCGAUGGCAUGCGCAUCGGCUUAUGCGGUUUUGAUAAUCCAAUGCGCGAUCAGAAGACCGAGGAAUAUAAGCGGCACAUCGGGCAGGGCGUCAAAAUCAAAAUGGAUGACGCUGGCAAUAUACUCGUUCGCCGCUAUGCCAAAAGCAAUGUUUACGUUAAGAGCACAGCGAGCGCUCCCAACGAGGAGACAUCCAUUGGUGCCGACAUACUCAAAUUGCCAAACCAAGCAUUGGAAAGUGAAAAAAUAGUCAAAUUAUUCGAUAUGAAAAAAUUCCAAUCGAAUGUAAAUCGUGAACUUCGUCGUGCUUAUCCCGAUCGUCGACGCCUGGAGACGCAAUGUCUGUCCGUUGUGGCUUUUGUCAAAUCGGAGAACGAUAUAUUGGACUGUCCCGUUUGGGUGCUCAUUGUCAAUGUGGUCGCAAUGGAUAUGCUAAAGAGCAAAUUGCCACCAGUGCAACGCCCCAUAGUGGACAUUAAGAAUCGCCCUAGGAUCCCCAUACCCGACGAGGAUCCGUACAGCGUGGCCGGCAAUGGCAGCGGCGGCAGUUCGGGCAGCUCUGGUUUCGGUGCUGGCAGCAGCCAUCAUUCACAACAACAACAGCAGCAGCAGGUCGCCGCCGCCAGUAUGGGCAUGCACACCAUGAACGGCGCUGGUAUGAAUGGUGGCACCGCAGUCGCCGGACAUGUGGCCGCCACACGUGAACAGUUGCUAUUGCAGACACAACAAUUGGCUCAUAAACGCAGCGAGAAACCGCCGAAAUUGCCGCCACGCGAUAAUAUUUACUCGCAUGACAUUAUACCCAAGCCCGAUUACGAUGACAUCGAGGUGGACACCAGAAUCAAAUUAUCACGUGGCAAAUCAGACAAAGGCAAAGACAACAAAAAAUAUGAUGAUCCUUACUAUUGUGGCUUGCGCGCACGUGUACCGAACUUCGUGAAGACCUCCAAGUCCAGCAAGGAGCACAAGGAGCACGUCACCAAUGGAACACUGGUCAAUGGCAACGCUGGCAACACGAAUGGCAACAGCAACGGCAGCAACAUGAACACACUCAGCCAGAAGAAGAACUCCAUGAUCCACAUGUCGAUGACGGCGCCCAAUUUGCACGCGAUGCAUGUGGCAGCACCACAGCCGCCGCCACACAUGCAUCCACACCACAUUCAGCAGCAGCAGUUGAUGGCCGCCGCUGCAGCACACGCCGUGCAUCAUCAACAGCAUCACGUGCCACAGCAUCCGAUGUGGCAGACGCGCAGCUUCGAGAGCGGCAUAGAUGCCGAUUUAGUUGAAUCACCAUACAAUCACAUCUAUGGACGCUUGCCGCUGCCAACUCGUGGCUACGUGCCCACACCGCGCACCAUGUACAUUGGCGAAUGGGAUUGA
Bactrocera tryoni is the source of this 1645-nucleotide messenger RNA. RefSeq lists its product as uncharacterized. The record is from RefSeq and is a predicted model, not a curated record. The coding region runs from base 5 to 1645 and encodes 546 amino acids. Gene Ontology annotation, molecular function: protein binding. Lineage: Eukaryota; Metazoa; Arthropoda; Insecta; Diptera; Tephritidae. Gene Ontology annotation, biological process: regulation of DNA-templated transcription. The transcript has 9 exons.